ACGAAAAUACACGCUGGAGCCAUGAAUCAAACUCCGUCAUGUGACGGAGGGGAGGUGCUGGGCUGGCUCCCAGCCAGUGGUAGGAGCUGAUGGGUGGAACAAACGGGGCAUAAAAAGACUAAUAUGACUAACGGAUCCUGGAUGCGUGGUACCUCUAUUUGGAUCUACAGGAAUGUGGGCUCUAGCAGUUCUGCAGCUCUACCAGCCCUUUGCCUGACACUGGAGCUGCUGCUCACAAAGUAGAAUCCUGCUGCUCUGUGGCAGGAAGGAUAGAGAAAGAACAUGGCCUGCAUUUUGAAGAGAAAGUCCAUUGUUGCUGUGAGUUUCAUUGCAGCUUUCCUCUGCCUGAUCAUCGUCCGUCUCACAAAUGAAGUAACUUUCCCUUUGAUCCUAAACUGCUUUGGACAAACCAGUGUCAAGUGGAUCCCAUUUUCUAAUGGCCAGAGGCAUCCUCUGAGAACUCACUAUGGAUAUAUAAACGUAAAAACACAAGAGCCUUUACAGCUGACUGUGCCUCUGUGCCGUUUCAAACCUGGACAGAUGGCUGGCCAAAGGGGGGCCGAGAUACAAUCCUCCUGCAUAUGGAGGAUGAACAACGCUCCACGAAGCUAAGAAGACGUUGGGAAAAGGACGACCAUCAGAGUGGUCUCUCACACCAGCGUGCCUCUCCUGCUCAAGAACCCCGAGUACUUUUUCAAAGAAACCAACAGCACCGUUUACGUGAUCUGGGGACCUUUUCGAAACAUGAGGAAGGAUGGGAAUGGCAUCGUGUACAACAUGCUGAGAAAACCGUUGACAGCCCCCAGUGCCAAAAUCUACGUGACGACGGAAAAGCGCAUGAGUUACUGCGACGCGGUGUUCAAGAGGAGACAGGGAAAGACCGAGUCCAGUCAGGUUCAUAUCUCAGUACGGGUUGGUUUACCUUAAUUUUGGCUAUGGAUGCCUGCUAUGGAAUUCACGUCUAUGGGAUGAUAAAUGACACCUACUGCAAGUCAGAAGGCUUUCGUAAAGUUCCCUACCACUAUUACGAGCCAGGAAGAGAUGAGUGUGAGGAAUACUUUCUCCAUGAAAACGCUCCAUAUGGAGGCCAUAGGUUUAUCACAGAGAAGAAAGUAUUUGCUAAAUGGGCCAAGAAGCAAACAAUAAUAUUUACACAUCCCAACUGGACAGUGUCUUGAUAUUGGUUUU
Molecule: messenger RNA, 1188 nt
Organism: Chiroxiphia lanceolata (lance-tailed manakin)
Lineage: Eukaryota; Metazoa; Chordata; Aves; Passeriformes; Pipridae
Gene: ST6GALNAC3
Product: ST6 N-acetylgalactosaminide alpha-2,6-sialyltransferase 3
Biological process (GO): ganglioside biosynthetic process; oligosaccharide metabolic process
Molecular function (GO): alpha-N-acetylgalactosaminide alpha-2,6-sialyltransferase activity
Source: RefSeq, a predicted model, not a curated record